This is a messenger RNA of Zea mays, 1867 nucleotides long. RefSeq lists its product as uncharacterized. The transcript has 3 exons. Bases 75 to 1691 code for a protein of 538 amino acids. Gene Ontology annotation, biological process: regulation of DNA-templated transcription. Gene Ontology annotation, molecular function: DNA binding. The record is from RefSeq and is marked validated. Lineage: Eukaryota; Viridiplantae; Streptophyta; Magnoliopsida; Poales; Poaceae.
GGCAGCGGCAGCGGCAGCGGCGGCGCUGAGCCCGACUGCCAGAAACCGGCCACGGGAUCAGGUCCGUCAGACCGAUGCCUGCGCCCGUCGCACCUGUAACCUCCAGGCUGAAGCGGGAAGACUGCCCCCGCACCAAGCACGACUCCCUCUUUUCCCCAUGGAAGGUCCUUGUCGGGCCGUCGGACUGGAGGGACCACGCCGCCGGCAAGGAAGGGGUCCAGAGGUACCGCAUCCGCAACCUCCCGGACAACUUCCCCGGCCUCUACGAGCUAGGCGUUGCCUGCGCGGCCGACGAGGGCGUCAGGUCCCGGAGGCGUGACGCGCGAGGCGUCGUCGUGGUGUACCUCGGCCAGGCCGACAGUGUCCGGGCGAGGCUGCAGCAGUAUGGCCGCUCGGGGUCGCAUCUGGACACUACGAACUCGCCGGGCUCUUCUGAUAGAGAUGCGGCGAAUGCGCUCGCCGAGGGUCCUGGACUCUUCAGAGAAGUGUUCUCCAGAGGCUACUCCGUCGUGUUUCGAUGUGCGCUGAUGGACAAUAAACAAGAAGCUGAGAAGACUGAAGCACUACUCCUGAGAGUAUUUGAUUAUGCAUGGAACAAGCUUCAGAAUGGUGCUUGUCGCCGGCAAGAAAUACUGCAUAAGUUAGAACUGCGAGCAGCCAACCAUAGGUCUCUACUUAGCAGAGUAAGUGACAUGAAACAAAAAAUAUUUGGACAGAAAGCAGGUAUAAAUAUAAAGGGAAGUGGGCCAGCUAACACCUCGCCUAGCAUAAUUAAAAGUAUGCUCCCAAGGGUUCGUACAAUCGUUCGUUUCAGACCUCAGUUAGUAAACCCUAACAACAGUGAAGGUGGGAUAACUGGUAUUCCCUAUGCAAAUAGACAAGCACAUAGAAGGAAGUCCAAAGGAUACCAAGUAAAAAAGUUCGAUGUUACAAAACGGAGAACUGUGCCGAUACAUGAUUCUAACUCUGUCUGUGGAGUGCUGCUGGAAGAUGGUUUUUGUCUGGAGCACCCAGUUCAUGGAAGAAAGAGGUGCAGCUUACACAAAGGUAAAAGAGUCAAAGGCAGCCCAAAAAGUUCGCCUACUAGCCAUCCUUGCCAAGUUGGGAUUGCAAUUACUGAGUUUUGCCUAACUGAAGAUUUGGACAGCUCGGUCCCAAAACAGGAAAGCGAAAUACGGCCCAAAAAUAUGUCUACAACUCUGAAAGAACCUCAGAGGCAAAGCGAUAAUUUGGAAUCACAAAAGGUGAAUACUGGAGAAGCUUCUACAGAAGAUGGAACACAAGAAGUUUCUAGGGAUGCUUGUAUCUUAGAAGAGAAGGCCUUCUUCCAUGCUGACUCUGAGUCUCAGGAGCAGCAGCCUUCUGGGAGAAUGUGGUUUGAGCUGCUCAAAUCACAGAGGAAACCGGCGAGCGCACAUCCAUCAAGAAGAGGCUUGGGAUCUCAGAUAACAGCAAUGACAGAUAACAGGUCCUGCAAAAUGGUGUCAAUUGCAGGAAUGGAAAGGACUGAGAAGGACAGUGGAGUAGAGGUCACUGCUGCUUCGUUUUCCAGAAGCUCAGGAUGGCCCUGUACCUGUGGCGCCCGUACGUCGGACGGUUCACGUUGUAUGAAUAUGCCGAUUGAAGGGAGGAAGAGAUGUGCAUUGCACAAAGGGCAAAGGGCAGCAUUCCCCCCUACACCAUCGGCAUAAUAGACAGGACGGGUUUUUUUCUUACUUCCAAUUGUUGUUUUCACAUUUCUGUUAGCAAAUUGAAACACAGAAAGCUGUUUUCAUAUUUCAUGUGCCCCAAAACGACUACAUACAUUUUGUAACUGUAUUGCUCAUCAUUGAAUUUUUCACAUCAAUUUUUAAUGUUUUGCGCUUCA